Messenger RNA from Truncatella angustata, 1931 nucleotides. RefSeq names its product major facilitator superfamily transporter. Gene Ontology annotation, molecular function: transmembrane transporter activity. The transcript has 6 exons. The coding region runs from base 273 to 1874 and encodes 533 amino acids. NCBI's taxonomy places the organism in Eukaryota, Fungi, Ascomycota, Sordariomycetes, Amphisphaeriales, Sporocadaceae. Gene Ontology annotation, biological process: transmembrane transport. The record is from RefSeq and is a predicted model, not a curated record.
GAACGGCUCUUAUUGCAACGAAUCAGCUUGUGCGACGUGCUUGUCACCUUCCGGGAGCUGGUCUCUGUAAUGGGGUCGAUGUUUGCGGCUUGUUGAGACAUGCAACUCAGAGCUUCCGCCACUGGGUAUAUAACUUCUAAGGUAGAACCCGAAAUAUUGAACUCUCAGAAUGUAGAUCUUGGAGUUCGGACAAGAGGGAAUACAUUCACUAGCCUAAGGUUCUUGUUCCUCGCUGAAUAAGGAGUCCUUUUUCUCGCCCAUCACCCUUCGCAAUGGUCGCUCCCUCUAAUACCACGACUGACCAUGAUCCCUCUCCAACUGCAUCAAAGGCCGAGGGAACUCAAAUGUUGCAGGUCACGGCAAACGAUCCUUCGAGGCCUGGUGAAGGCCUAUUCCUCUCAUCUAGAAGUGCCUCAUCAGUGUCCAUAAAUACGGCAGAGAAGAAGCCUGAUCCGAUCCUGGUAACAUGGGAAGGCCCAGACGACCCUACGAACCCGAAGAACUGGAGCAAGCGAGAAAAAUGGACGAUAUCCCUAAUCGUCUCUGCUUUUGCUUUCCUCUCACCGCUUUCCUCCUCAAUCGCGGCACCCGCACUUGAUGAUAUCGGCAACGACCUCCACAUUCCUCACGGCUCAUCAGCUCUGCCCAUGGUUAUGUCCAUCUUCCUCCUUACUUAUGCAUUGGGACCUUUUGUACUUUCCCCGUGUUCGGAGGUAUGGGGACGCACACGUAUUAUCAAGAUUGGCAACAUCAUGUUCAUACUCUCGACAGCACUCUGCGGAUGGGCACAGUCGGAAGCUCAGAUCUUAGCCUUUCGCUUUCUCGCAGGCAUUGGUGGAAGUGCGACAAUGGGUAUGGGCAGUGGAAUAUUGGCAGAUUGCUGGCGAUCUGAGGAGAGAGGAAAAGGACUUGCUGUAUAUCAACUUGCACCAGUACUUGGCCCGGCUAUUGGACCUAUCGCCGGAGGAUACAUUGCUCAAUAUGCGAACUGGCGAUGGACUUUCUGGUCCAUUGUGAUAUUCAAUAUCGUCAUCCAAAUUCUCGCAUUCUUCUUCUUGAGUGAAACAUAUGCUCCACGUAUACUUGGCCUCAAGGCAAGAGCGCUUCGUGCGAGCACCGGCGACCCAUCUUACCAAACCGAGUUCGAGAUGCAACAUCGAACACUCCCUGCAUUGCUCAAGGUCUCACUUUCCCGACCCUGGGUAAUGCUCGGAACACAACCAAUCAUCCAGGCCCUCGCUCUCUACCAAGCAUUCAACUACGGUAUGAUGUAUCUGAUCAUCUCCGACUACCCAAAUCUAUGGACGAAGAGCUAUGGCGAGAGCAAGGGCACAGCGUCGCUCAACUAUAUUUCCCUUGCAGUGGGUUCCCUGAUCGGUGUCAACAUCUGCGGCCCGCUCACCGACUGGGUUUAUGCGAGACAAAAGAGGAGGCACGGUAUCGCAGAAGGAGAUCCAGGUCUUCCGGAGUUUCGCAUUCCUUUGAUGAUACCCGCCGCUAUCAUAACUCCCUGUGGCAUUGCGCUCUUCGCAUGGACGGCCCAAUACAAGGCGCACUUCAUUUUGCCCAAUCUUGGCGUAGCCAUCAUGGCUGGCAGUAGUAUGAUUUCGUACCAAUGCAUCGGAGCAUAUAUCGCGGACUGCUACAGCCACUAUACGGCGUCUGCUUCGGCGGCGUGCUGCUUUCUUCGAUCGCUAGGCGCAUUUGCUUUUCCUCUAUUCGCACCGUCGCUUUUUGGUGCACUAGGUUAUGGAUGGGGAGGUAUGGUGCUUGUGCUCGUCGCGGUGGUAAUCGGAGUGCCGGCGCCUUUGCUCCUGUGGAAAUUUGGCGCAAAACUGCGGAGUUAUAGUCGGUUUAGCGUAGUGAAGGAUUAAAUACCCAGCAAGACCACGUAGGGAUCACACGUAUCUUAAUUUUGAGCAGCCAAUGGC